GGGCAAAAACUAACGCUUGUCCUUGGUGGCUAAUGUGCAUUCAAUUUAUAUCCUAAUGUUUGUGAUAGAAAUGUUAGGUUUGACACUGAUGAAGAGUUAGGGCUGCUGCUGCUAAUUUUCGGGAACAUUGCUUGCUGUAGGUGGUGCCUGGAGCGAGUGGUGUUGUGAUACAGUGUUGUAAUACUGUGAUUUAGCAAACCAAAUACUGCUGGAAGAUAUUUCAGUAUCGCCCUCUUUACUUACAUGCCUAUAAAUGAAACUAUGUUGCUUUUAUUUCAGUUUUUGCCUUUUUAGGGGCCCACGCCCAUCCACACCCCCUCAUCUUAAUUUCAUCAGUAUCUGCUAUUGUUCUGGUUUCAAUGGGCCCUCCAGGCUUUGGAUGGCCAGUUUCUCACAAAGACAUCUCUCAGUUUUUGGAUAGGGCACUCCAGAGCUGCACUUUUGUUUUUGUCUUGCAAACACAUGAGCACAAAAGUUGUCUGAGUAGGUGUGAGAAGAAAUUUCCAAAUCAGCACAAGACAUGAGUAAAUUUGUGUGCACAGAAGCCACCAAUGACUUAAAAUAUCUUUUUAAAUGCAGUUCAUGUGAAUGUGUGAUGGGGAAAUGGCUUACUGAUGGACAGGAUAUAAAUGUCUUCAUUUAAAUACUGUAAAAUAACUAUUUGAUUGUAAAUAUCUUGUAAUCUAUUGAUGUCUUAUACCGUCUUUUAUUUUAUUUAAAAUGAUUGUCAAUUUAAAGGUAAAGAUUUAACAAAGAACCUCAAUGUUUUAAUUGAAAGAGUCCUUUGCUGACUGCCUGCCCCUAUUGCUGGCCAUGGUGUCCCCCCUUUCCAAGAGUGUGGUUUGACCAUUCUGGGCCCCUGGGCAGACCAAAAAAGGGAGCCAUUGUGAAUGAAGACCGCUUUUCCCAUUAGGCCCAGGCCGGGUGGUGAGGAUGCCAUGGGGUUAGGAACAGAUGUGGGUUCAGCUCUUAUAGGUGGAUAUGGACGCUGGGGAAGAGACAGAUACGGUCCACCUAUAAGAACAGAUUAUCGGCUCAUUGUUGAGAAUCUUUCCAGCCGCUGCAGCUGGCAAGACUUGAAGGACUACAUGAGGCAGGCAGGGGAGGUGACUUACGCUGACACCCACAAGGGCCGGAGGAACGAGGGGGUCAUCGAGUUCAGGCUCUACUCGGACAUGAAGAGGGCUCUGGAGAAGCUGGAUGGCACAGAAGUGAACGGAAGAAAGAUCCGGCUCAUCGAGGACCGCCCCGGGGCCCGACGCAGGCGCUCCUAUUCGCGCAGUCGCAGCCGUUCCAGGUCCCGCUCCAGGAGCCGCAGGUCACGCAAGAGCCGCAGCCGCAGUGAUAGCAGCAGUCGCAGCCGCUCCCACUCCAGAGCUGCGUCCCGCUCUCGCAGCCGAUCUCGCAGUAAGAAGAACAAGCUCAAGGUCAAGAAGGAGGAAGAAGAGCGCAGCAACGGCGCUCAGAAGAACAAGGACCGCAGCAGGAGUCGCAGCCCUAAGAGCAAAAAGAGCAAGAAGGACGGGAAGAAGGUCAAGAAGGAAGAUUCCAGGUCCAGAUCUCGCUCCCGCUCCAGGUCUCGUUCAAGGUCAGGAAUCAAGGAUCGCUCUAGGAAAUCGGGCUCAAAGGGCCGCGAGCAGCCCAAGAGCGACGACGAGGGCGGCGAACCCGAGAGGGGCUCCCGCUCCCGUUCAUGCUCCCCCGCCGACUCCAAAUCCAGAGCCAGGUCUAAAUCAAAGUCUAAAUCACGCUCCCCCUCACCCGCCAAAGCCCGCUCCCGCUCCCACUCCCGCUCCGCCUCUCGUUCAGAAUCCCGCUCCAAAUCCCGCUCCCAGUCUCGUUCUCGCUCCCGUUCCCGCUCUUAGUUCAGAUUUUGGACUGUCUGUCACGAGCCCUUCUCCCCGUGUCUCCCUCUGCCCUCCAUUUACAUUCCCCAAACCCCACAACACGACCCCUGCCUCCCGUUUUUUGAUAAGUAGCUGUAGAAUAAAUACCAGGCACCCGUGCUCGAUGUCUUUUAUCCAUUUCAUUUGACUUUUACUCCACAUAUUUUUUCAUUAGAGCUGUCUCGUAUGGGGGUGUUUGUAAAAUAUCAGGGUGCAAUCUCAGUUUUAUAAGUUUGAUUGAUGGUAUGUUAUGUGUCUUAGCCUUUUUUUAAUCAAACGUAAAAGCAUACUGUGGUGGGAAAGUGUUCUAAUGUCUCCUCACCUUUUUGUGAAAUCCUUGUAUCGUUUUAUUUCAGAUUAAAAGAAAAAAAUGCCUGAUGUA
Molecule: messenger RNA, 2268 nt
Organism: Plectropomus leopardus (leopard coralgrouper)
Lineage: Eukaryota; Metazoa; Chordata; Actinopteri; Perciformes; Serranidae
Gene: srsf4
Product: serine and arginine rich splicing factor 4
Cellular component (GO): nucleus; cytoplasm
Molecular function (GO): mRNA binding
Source: RefSeq, a predicted model, not a curated record